GGUCGCCUGAAAAAUAAUCGAGCUUAUCUCGUUUACAAGCGUUUGAGGUUAUAUUUGGGAAGCUUCGGAGUGUUUUGGAGUCGCUUUUUCCAGUUCACGCGACAAUAAAUCGACUUCGUUCGGCGUUCAUCACUCAUCAAAUGUAUUUGUCAAAGAUGUUUCGUAAAGUUCCAGUGAAGUUGGUGAAGAAUGCUCAGCGAAGUUACUCGAUUCCAAACGCCGUUUACACGAGUAAGCUGUCAUUCAUCAACGACUCGAACUCCGUGAUUCCAACGUAUCAAGUGAUGAGCAACGAGUGUUCCGGUAAAUCGUUGAAAAUCCAAGAUUUGAGAAUCAACAAGGAUACCCUGGUCAAAGCCUACAAAAGCAUGCUACAACUCCACACGAUGGACUCGAUCUUGUACGAAUCUCAGCGCCAAGGGCGCAUCUCCUUCUACAUGACGAAUUUCGGGGAAGAAGCCGUGCAAAUAGGAUCGGCCGCAGCCUGGCUCGCGGAAGACUUGAUCUACGCACAGUAUCGGGAGAGCGGUAUUCUUCUGUGGCGAGGCUUCCACAUCUCGGAGUUCGUGAACCAGUGUUACGGCAAUCACGAGGACAAGAACAAGGGCAGGCAAAUGCCAGUUCACUACGGAUCGAAGACCUUGAAUUUCAUGACCAUCUCCUCGCCGCUGACGACUCAGCUUCCCCAAGCGGCUGGCGCAGCUUACGGCAUCAAACUACGGGGGAAGAAGGCCUGCGUGGCUUGCUACUUCGGCGAAGGCGCAGCCAGCGAGGGUGACGCUCACGCAGCUCUGAACUUCGCCGCUACCUUGGCCUGUCCGAUCGUGUUUAUUUGUCGCAACAACGGAUACGCCAUAUCGACUCCGAGUCAUCAGCAGUACAACGGGGAUGGAAUCGCGGCUAAGGGGCCGGCUUACGGAAUAAACACGAUCAGAGUGGAUGGCAACGACAUUCUCGCCAUCUACAACGCUACGGAGUACGCUCGUAAUUACGCCGUGGAGAAUCAGAAGCCGGUGCUGAUCGAAGCUAUGACUUAUCGCGUCGGACAUCACAGUACGUCCGACGACAGUACGGCUUACAGAUCGAACACUGAAAUCAGUUCACGUGCGAACGACAGUCCGAUUCUCAGGUUGAGGAGUUAUUUGGAAUCCUGCAACUUGUGGGAUCAGUCGAAGGAGGAGGAAUUGUCGAAGGAGAGCAAGAGGAACGUGAUCGAAGCGAUCGCUGCGGCGGAGAAGAAGUUGAAGCCUGGCUGGAAAGACAUGUUCGAGGAUGUUUAUUGCGAAAUGCCCAAGCAUAUGAGAAAGCAGGUGGAUUUGAUGGAGACGCAUAUGCUCAAGUACGAGGACAAAUAUCCGAUGUCGAAGUACAUCCGUCAAUAGUUUUUUGACUCGUGUUUUUUUUUUUUUUUAUUCUCUUGCCUUACUUGUACAUGCAUAUAGGUAUAUACUAUAUUAGAAUAGUUUUUUAUAAAAGGAUUUCGUACAUACUCUUUGGAUGUUUAUAUAUUUUUAUAAAAGUUUAUAAUUGUGCGUAUAACUUUUAAGUUUACUUGUUAUUCAAGCUAUUGUAUAUAAUAAUGAUAUUAUUGUGUUUUAUUGAAAAAAAAUUAAAAAUAAAAAAUCAAAUAAA
Nasonia vitripennis (jewel wasp) is the source of this 1632-nucleotide messenger RNA. RefSeq names its product 2-oxoisovalerate dehydrogenase subunit alpha, mitochondrial. NCBI's taxonomy places the organism in Eukaryota, Metazoa, Arthropoda, Insecta, Hymenoptera, Pteromalidae. The record is from RefSeq and is a predicted model, not a curated record. The transcript has 2 exons. Gene Ontology annotation, biological process: branched-chain amino acid catabolic process. Gene Ontology annotation, molecular function: oxidoreductase activity, acting on the aldehyde or oxo group of donors, disulfide as acceptor. The coding region runs from base 141 to 1382 and encodes 413 amino acids.